Molecule: messenger RNA, 270 nt
Organism: Anisakis simplex (herring worm)
Lineage: Eukaryota; Metazoa; Nematoda; Chromadorea; Rhabditida; Anisakidae
Source: the annotation of a GenBank genome assembly
GGUUCAUCGUGUGUACCGUGUGUAUUGCUCACUAUGCUCAACAAUCCGAAUGGAAGCGCUCUUGGUCAUAUUGUUAAUUUGCCGAGUUUGAAUUCACAAAAUCAGAGUGUUGCAUCGUCGUCCUCUUCGGUGCCAUCGGUUGGAAAGGAUUUUUCGUGGACUACAAACACAUCCGGCAUGCAGCAGUNUCGUCCUCUUCGGUGCCAUCGGUUGGAAAGGAUUUUUCGUGGACUACAAACACAUCCGGCAUGCAGCAGUUACAACCAGUAG